Molecule: messenger RNA, 2606 nt
Organism: Sorghum bicolor (sorghum)
Lineage: Eukaryota; Viridiplantae; Streptophyta; Magnoliopsida; Poales; Poaceae
Product: geranylgeranyl transferase type-2 subunit alpha 1
Exons: 8
Coding region: 301-2382 (693 amino acids)
Biological process (GO): protein geranylgeranylation
Cellular component (GO): cytoplasm; Rab-protein geranylgeranyltransferase complex
Molecular function (GO): Rab geranylgeranyltransferase activity; protein binding
Source: RefSeq, a predicted model, not a curated record
CGUGCCAGCGGCUCCCGUCGAGGUAAGAAGAGGAGCGUGUGUAGUAGUAGUUUGUUGCGCGAUGGCUCCAACGAAAAACCACUGCAGCUAGCGCCGGGGCGACGGCAGCGGCGGCCGCCGAGGAGGGCGGUGGUGCGGGCAAAUCUGAACCCAGCUAACCAAUAGUACAACGAGUACUAGCCCACUACUACUAGUAGGUCCCGGGAGGAAAAGAAGGGGCCUACUUGGAAGAGUAAACAGCCGCUCUCCCCGAGAUCCAAACCCCCGCACCCGCGACGCCGGCGACGGAGGGAGGAGGCGAUGCACGGGCGGCCGCGGCGCCCGGCCAAGCCUGAGGACGAGGAGGCGGCGUCAGCGAAAGCCGCCAAGCUCCGGGACCUCCAGGCCCAGGUCCUGCACAACCACCAUGCCCGCACGUACACCAAGGAGGCGAUUGGGCUGAGCUUCAAGCUGCUUGAGAUAAAUCCAGAGGCCUACACCGCAUGGAACUACCGGAAGCUUGCGUUUCAGCACAAUGUCAAGGAGCUUUCUGACCCAGAGGCCAUCAAGUCUGCUGUUGAUGAUGAGCUGAGAGUGGUUGAGGUUGCUUUAAGGCAGAACCCAAAGUCUUAUGGGGCUUGGUAUCACCGGAAGUGGUUGCUAAGCCAAAAGCUAGCGCCUGUGGAUUUCAAACGUGAGUUUGGCCUCUUGGAUAAAUUGUUGAAGAUGGACGCCAGGAAUUUCCAUGGAUGGAAUUACCGUAGGUUCCUUGCAAGAUUCAUGGGCGUGCCAGAUGAGGAGGAGCUAAAGUAUACGAUGGAUAAAAUCAGUGACAAUUUCAGUAAUUACUCAGCAUGGCAUAAUCGUAGUAUACUUCUGUCCAACCUACUAAUCCAGCAGAGCAAAGGUUUUGAGUCAAAGCAGAAGAUUUUUUCCGAGGAGUUUGAACUUGUUACUCAAGCUCUUUUUACAGAUCCAAGUGACCAAAGUGGAUGGUUCUAUCACCUCUGGCUUUUAGCUCAAACGUCUAGUCCAGAUAACCCCCAGCUGAUUGCUUCAUGGCCUUCUAAUGCUGCAAAAGGCAGUGCCCCUUUGAUCAAGGAAAAGGUUGAGCAGCACACACUAUCAUCCAUCUGGUCAAGGACUGUACCCAUUGUUCUUUAUUUUAAUGAUCCUGUCAAAGGAUUAAAUCAAUCAAGUGUUAACUUAAAGUCUGAUUUGGAAUUCAGUGAUGAUAUUCAAUGGAGGCCCCUCACAAUGGCAGACUCUGGGUAUUCUAACUGUUGGGCCACAUAUCUCCAAAUUACAAAUGAAUGUAGCGGUUUACAGGAAUAUUCUGUUGAAGUGAGCAUACCCUGCUCAGAUGACAUUGUGUCUAGAAGUGGCUCUAACUACAAUUGUCCUGUGCAUUUUACAUUUAACAUUCAACUGAUCAGCAACGACGCAGCCCAGGGUUUAGAUAUGUUUCAUAAGCCAGUUGCCUGGAAUUGCUCAGAGUCAUUCCAGUCUCAUGGAAACCGUGAUCCUAUCCCUUUUGAUCUGCUAAACAUUACUAGUGCCUUGGUUGAACAGGACUCAAAUUGGCAUUUUGAAAGACUAUCUGAGGAAAUAGAUCUUUUCAGAGAGUUACCUGAUGACAAUAGCAAGUUUGGGAAGUUGACAUUAGCCCGGCUAUUGCUUGCUUGUGCUGCUGUAAAAUCCCGUGGAAGAUCUCUAAUUGAAAGGAAGGGAUACUGUGAAGAGGCACUGGGGCUCUUCACUGACUUGAUUCACCUGGAUCCAUCUCAUAAGCAGUACUAUGAGGAUGAACGGAGCUUAGUCCUGAUGGAUAAGUUAACAUGUGACAUGGAGACUUUCAUGAAGCACUGUUCAGUUCAGCUUCAACCAAAUUCAGCUCCCCUGAAUCAUGUGCAACUUUGCAGAUUGUCUUUAACACGCAUUGGAUUUGUUGAGCGCUUGUUGUGGGUUCAAAUGCUGGAUCUAAGCCAUAAUAGUCUUAGAUCAGUCGAAGGUUUGGAGGCUUUGCAGCACCUUGUGUUCUUGAAUAUCAGCAACAAUCAGAUCAGUAGUUUCACAGCACUUGAACCCCUUACGAAGAUAAUCUCAUUGAAAGUUCUGGAUUUAUCCUUCAACAAGAUUGGAGCUCACUCAAUUGACACAACACGGUAUAUCUGCUCAUCUCCAUUCUCGCACAAAAUCGAAGCAAGUGAAGCUUUUGAAGAGUAUCAGAAGGUAAAUAUCAACGUGGAGGAAUACUGGGACACCAUACUGUUCUUCAGAUCUCUGAAGUUGGCACAGCUUGAUAUCAAAGGAAAUGAAGUUGCCAGCAAGGAGAACUUCAGAAGUCUUGUCGUGACGCUCAUUCCUUGUCUAAAAUGGUUUGAUGGUGAAGGUGUGAAUUAAUUGACAGCUGUCACUAAAGAGUUGUGCAAAUUUGGGUAGUGCCAAGGCUCACGCUGUAAACUAGAUUUUGCUAGAAGUCAUUGAUUUGCUUCAUAUGUACUGCUAUAUUUGCUUAAGCGAAUCUGAGACCUGAACAUGAUGUUACAGAGUUCUGAAUUUUCAGAAUUGAACUGUCAUAGAUCAUACAAAAAAAUGAUUGUUAUCUAAGUACAAGUUUGUUACUU